Molecule: messenger RNA, 1490 nt
Organism: Mytilus californianus (California mussel)
Lineage: Eukaryota; Metazoa; Mollusca; Bivalvia; Mytilida; Mytilidae
Product: glutathione S-transferase kappa 1-like
Exons: 8
Coding region: 9-698 (229 amino acids)
Biological process (GO): glutathione metabolic process
Cellular component (GO): peroxisome; mitochondrion
Molecular function (GO): glutathione peroxidase activity; glutathione transferase activity
Source: RefSeq, a predicted model, not a curated record
UAUUAAAAAUGGCUGCGCCCAUGAAGAAAACUGUCGAAUUGUUUUAUGAUGUUGUUUCACCGUAUUCAUGGAUAGCAUUUGAAGUGUUAACCAGAUAUAAAUCAGUAUGGGGUAACAUGGAUCUAAAACUUAGGCCUUUUUUUCUGGGAGGUGUGAUGAAUGAAUCCUCAAAUCGUCCACCAGCUAUGGUACCUGCAAAAGGAGCUUACAUGAUGAAAUAUGAUAUUCCAAGACUAGGAACAUAUUAUCAAGUACCUAUAAAAAUUCCAAAGAAUCCAGCUGAAGUAAUGUUUGAGAAAGGUUCGUUAACAGCCAUGAGAUUUAUUACAGCAGUAGAUAUUGACCAUCCAGAAUGUACAGAAAACCUGUCACGAGAAUUAUGGAUGAGAGCUUGGAGCAGGGAUGAAGGCAUAUUUAAUCAAAAUGAUUUUCUAGAGGCAGCCAAGAAAGUUGGAAUAAGUGAAGAGAUUGCCAAGAAUGCUCUGGCUAAAAUAAAAGAUGAUGAUGUCAAAAACAGACUGAAGAAAAACACAACAGAAGCUUUGAAUUAUGGGACAUUUGGUGCACCAACAAUAAUAGCUCAUGUAAAUAACAAACCAGAGUUAGUGUUUGGAUCAGACAGGUUCCCAAUUCUUGCCAUGAUAUUAGGUGAAGAAUGGAAAGGACCACAAGCAGAGCUGUCCAAAUGUAAAUUGUAGUUAAUGGAAAGACAAGUACAAGUGUGAACAUAUAGAGUGAUUUUCAGUGAUAAUUUGAACAAAUUUGAUAAUCAUAAAUGUGUAAAAGUGACAGUCAAAGUCUAUGUACAAAGUGUCAAUCUGGUUGUCAAUAUCUGUGAUAAAAAUCAAAUGUGUAAACCAAGAUAUGAUUGACUUUUUGUUAAAUCUGUGUAAAGGAGAGACAAAGGGGAUUUGUUAUUUUUCAUCAAUUUCAUUGUUAUAAAAAUAAGGAGACAUGGAAUGAUUUCCAAUAAGACAACUAGCCACGAAAAAUAGUAUCUCACUAAUAAUAAUGAAUCAACAGUAAAUGGCAUAUAUGCACCAACUUUACAAUAUAUCCAUUUUGUUUACUUAUUAUAUAUAAUCGUCAUAUGUAUACCUUACUCAGGGUUUCAUGUAAAGGAAUUUGUAAGAAAAUUUACCAUAUGAUAUUUUUAAAAGACCAGAAUUGAAUUACAAAAUUGUAAUAUAACUUUGGUAAUCUUUACAAACAAGUACAUGCAUAGAUAUAAUGUUGAUAUUUAUAUUUAUAUUAUAUGUUUUCAACUGGUUAGUCAUAUUGUUAUGGUAUUAUAGUAUUUGGAUCAUUCUGGUUAUUGUCAGAUAUUACAAGAAUUCUUAAUUUGGUACGGAUAACACUUGAAAUGCAACUAUAAUGUAAUAUUAACAAUGCAAUGAAAAAAUUUAAAUUUAAAACUUUGCCAAAACAAUUUAAAACAAGAUGUUUAUUAUUUGUUAUUUUUAUAAUAAAAUUAAUUAAAAGAUUACAUU